AGAUGACAUUAGUAGCUAGUUCCGAAAACACAGGGCUCUGUCCAAUGACAUUUGAUGAUAGUUCUGGGCAAACCAGUCAUAUGUUGUUCCAACGAUUACAAUAUCAACGAAAAACCGGCCGAUUUUGUGAUGUGGAAAUUGUUGUUCAAAACAAAUCAUUUGCGGCUCAUCGAAACAUUUUAGCAGCUCACAGUCCAUAUUUUGACGCAAUUUUCAAAUAUUGCAAAAUCACAAAGGAACAGCUCACAAUAAAUAGCAAAUCUCCACAAGUUUUCGAGUUAUUCCUCAAUUAUAUGUACAGUGGAACAGUGAUUAUCGAUCGAUCAAGUGUUUCGGAGCUAUUGAGAUUUGCAAAUAAUUUUCUGAUAGUGAAGCUAAAAGUGUAUUGUGCAGCUUAUUUGGAUCGAUAUCUAGACGCGGCCAAUUGCUUAUCAAUACGAACGUUAGCUCAGAGAUAUAAUCUACCAGGACUUGUGAAAUCUGCUACAGACUACUUUGACAGCAAUCUUAAUCGAUGUUUACUGGAAUCCAGAGAUAUAAUUGGUUACACGUAUACACAACUGACAAGACUCAUUGGAGAUCCGAAAUACGUGGAUUGUAUUACUUCUGACACUUAUUUAAAAUUAAUAGUCCGCUGGGUCGGUGAAGAAGUAUCGAAGCGAGAGGAAAUCUUCCGAUUACUACUAGAAUCCUGCGAAUUUCGAGAAGUUUCAGCUGACACACUGGAAUUUCUUCUGGAUUACUCGCCGUUGCUAUCGAAAAGUCAGAAAAGUCGAUUUUUGCUACUACAUGUCAUGGAAACAAAUAACAUGCUUAUGGAAAAGUACUCGACUCAACUGAGCAGUCUUCGUCAGAAAAUCGUUGAUCUUCCGAUUCUCCACGAUCCAUCUCAAUUUGAAGAUGAUAUUUAUGAUUCAAGUGAUUCUGAAGAGGAUCCAGAUGAUUAUAUAGCUGAUGGACAUCCAACAUCUGCACAAGUUGUUGAAUACGGAAAUGAUGUUAAUAAUCGACUGAAAAUGAAGAUUGCAUUCCAGCCGGGAAAUGAGAAGAAGCGAUUAAAACGACCAAAAGGAAUGAAAAAACAUCAUUUGCACCCAAUUCCACCGAUUAAUGCGACGGAAAAUGAAAGUAUUCCAUGGAUCGACGAAGACGAAAUUGAUGGUGUAUAUGCUACAUGUUCAUUGGAAGGAUGUCAUACCUAUGGACCAGUUGACAAUUUGGAUCCAGAUGAUUGUGAAGAUGAAGAAGAUCAACCUGAUGAGAAUGGACCGUCCACUUGUAUUUUCUGUGGACUGCGGACUGCAAAUGAGGAGCUUCUCGAAAAGCACAAAGCUCGUCAUCACAAUCGCAAUACGUAUUAUAUGUGUCAUUUAUGUGAAUUUGAAACCAAUUGGAGCAAACAAUUCUAUCUUCAUUGUGCUGAGCACUGGACAGAGAUACCGUAUCGAUGUGAAACGUGUCCGUUCACUUCAAAUGAGAUACAAGAGUUUUUGACCCAUAGGCUUCAGCAUACCGACGAGCGUUUCUUCAAAUGCGGUGAAUGUGCAUGGAAAGGUCGAACUCGUUCUCAACUGUUUGCUCACGAACGAAUGCAUUCUGUACUCGAUGAUCGAUCAUUACACUGUGAAGAGUGUGGAAGAGGAUUCCAACAGCAUAGUACAUUGGAUCAUCAUGUUGCUAGUCAUAAUGAUCCUAGGCCUUAUAUCUGUGAGGAUUGCGGUUUCGCCACCAAAACCGCCGAUCAUCUUUCCCUUCAUCGUCGUCAACAUACUGGAGACAAUUUUAGCUGUCACAUUGCCGGUUGCGACUACUCGUCGACCAAAAAAAGCCAACUGGCGGCCCAUCUCCGUACCCACAUGGCGGUUCGCGCCCAUCUCUGCAAGAUCUGUGGCCGUGGAUUCAUCGAAAAAUCACAUCUGGUCCGUCACGAGAGGAUUCAUUUGGAGGAGAAGCCGUUCAAGUGUGAUCAGUGUGAAUAUGCAUCUAGUCGGCGUGAUAAGCUUAAGGAGCACAUCAUCAAGCAUCACAAUUCGGAAGUGCUCACAUUCCAAAAGACUCAACGAAGAAAGUAUAAGAGACAGAGAAUGUUGGCUGCCGCGAGCAAUAUUGUGAAUAAUCCGGAUGCUCUGUUCCGUCCAAUUACUUCUGAUGAUGCUGUUAGCAAUUGGCAGGCUACUAAUGACUUUUCGACGUACUCUCCGAAUCCCAACGAUUACGGUGGACCAUCAACUUACGGCAACCCUUCAUCUCCUCAGCGUGCCUUCUCAGUCGUUCAUCCAUCUCAACAUCAACAUCAUGCCCAAUCACCUGGCUGUAUGUCUAUGAUGAAUGUUCCAUUACGGGACAAUCAUCAUCAGAUGCAGCGACAGGAUUCACCGGGAGAUUCUGUUGGAGGUGGUCAAGGAGGUGGUGGUGGUGGUGGACCUGAAGGAUCAGACAAUACACAUGGAGUUUUGAUGACACCUAACUUGGUGAUGAGAUCUCCACAUAACCGGAGUGCUGUCCAACCGCAAUUCAACAAUCUCUCCACAAACUCUGAUCCACAACAACAGCAGCAACAACAGCAACUCCGUCCAUUCUCACUUCCAACCUACGGACAAAUGGAUUUGGCUCAGGCGGCUCAACUCCAGCAACUUCAACAACAACUACAAGCAGCCGGGCUUCCACCGACUGGAACCCCGAAUAAUCAAGAUAAUUCCAAUAAUGCAUGGAAUCCGUGGAAUGUACAAUAAUAAAUAUAGUCCUGAAACUGCCUAAAACCUCACUUUUGAAAAAACCCCUUUACUAUCUUUGCCUUUUCUUGUAACAUGUUUCAAAUUGUUCUUAAUGCCUUCAUUUUGAUAUGUGUAUGAUCUCCUUGUUUAAUGCCUAAUUAGUCCUAAAUGGUUUUUAUGGUUAUAAAUAAAUUUAUGAAAUUAUAGAUGACAUUU
This is a messenger RNA of Caenorhabditis elegans, 2930 nucleotides long. It is a transcript of the gene eor-1, whose product is annotated as Zinc finger protein. NCBI's taxonomy places the organism in Eukaryota, Metazoa, Nematoda, Chromadorea, Rhabditida, Rhabditidae. The record is from RefSeq and is marked reviewed. Gene Ontology annotation, cellular component: nucleus. Gene Ontology annotation, biological process: animal gross anatomical part developmental process; regulation of transcription by RNA polymerase II. Gene Ontology annotation, molecular function: double-stranded DNA binding.